Molecule: messenger RNA, 1950 nt
Organism: Exaiptasia diaphana
Lineage: Eukaryota; Metazoa; Cnidaria; Anthozoa; Actiniaria; Aiptasiidae
Product: basement membrane-specific heparan sulfate proteoglycan core protein
Exons: 4
Coding region: 245-1915 (556 amino acids)
Source: RefSeq, a predicted model, not a curated record
AUAAAUCAUAUGUCCGUAAAAUGCUGAAAUUAYUACGCAAGAAAAUAGAGUCGUAAAGCUGAACAAAAACAACAACAAAAUAUAGCAAAACUAUGCCCGUGGGGGAGGGCAUCGUAGUUAUUWUGAAAUUCGAUACMCAUUUCGAUGACAAAGCCACAUUCAAAGCUUCGUAACAACUUGAACCUUUUUYGGAGGGGAAUAACAUUUUCCCAAUUGCGAGUUGCAACUCGCUUCAGUAGGAGAAAUGAAGUUGAGUUGCAGUUUAGGUUUAAUGUGUUGCGGCACGUUUGCAGUCUUUCUGUCCGGAGUUAUUUUCUUGGUAUUCGUCCGUGUUGAGCUUCAAAUAAACAAACGAGAUCGCCAACACAAGGAUCUGGUUGAAAGACUAUCGGCAAUUGAGAAGCGUUUUUCUUAUGCGAUGACUGAAAGCUCUGAAGCUUCUUCCAAUCGAAUACCUUYAAGCAUAUCUUCUGACAUAGCGAGGGUCCGUCGGAUGGCGCCAGACGAUUCAUCAGCGCGACCCGACGAAACCAAAGAACACUACGGUGUGGGGGACUUUGGACUUGUGACGACAAAGGAACAUGAAAAAGCUUUAAAGAAAUUAAGAACAGAACUCGAAAUAAAAAUACUUGACAUGCAAAAAUCGAAUUUUGUCACAAUCAAUGAAUACAAUUUCACACUAAGUACCUUAAAAAAAGACUUAAAGAAAAUUCGAGAAAGUACAAGAGAACACACCCAAGCCCUUGGCAACUUGACCAGAAAAUUACAACAUAGUGAAAGAAAUGUAUGGAGUCAGUUUGUCACUAGAAAAGAACAAACGGAAACUCUUUUUAACAUCUCAAAAGAAUUGAAACAAAUGAGAGGCAAAGUUCGUGUAGAGAGACCAAAAAUCUGCAGCAGUGUUUGUCCUAAAGGGCCACCYGGUAGUCCUGGCCCUAAAGGUAGUAGAGGUGUCAGAGGACCUCAAGGACCACCAGGCGAUUUAGGUGCUAUUGGGCUWAAAGGGGACAAGGGUGAACCAGGCUCCCCUGGUGUGACUGGAGGGAAUGUGAGGAAAUUGGAUGGUUUGCCGAGUGUAAUUGCGUCACCUACACUCAUAUCAGUCAUGGAAAAYCACACUGCUGUGUUUAUCUGUGCAACACAUGGGGACCCUACACCCGUUGUGACRUGGCGUCGUUUUGGGAAUCCUAUGUUUGGCGAUAGGUACGAGUUUACAUCAAGAGGAGAGCUCAAAAUACACAAAGCUAUUUUUGACGACAAGGGAAUGUAYGAAUGUGUGGCGAGAAACCAUCUCGGUAUUGCUGAAGCAUUUGUGCAGCUGCUUGUUCAAGCUCCACCAAGAAUCAAACCACUAUUUCAAGGUCCAAUAUUCGUCAGGAAUGGUGGAAUAAUUAAACUUCCUAUCUGUUCAGCCGAUGGCUAUCCUCCAGCUAUAGUCCAGUGGACUAAGUACCAUGGCAARAUUCCUACUUCACGCGCGAUAGCUCAAGAUGGAGAGCUUACAAUCUUUAACUCUAACUCCUCUGACUCAGGAAUGUACGUGUGUAAGGCGAGUAAUGAGAUUGGUCAGGCUGAAGCCGUCACACAAGUUGUCGUUGCAUCUUUACCUAAAUUUACAAUCAAACCGCCGACCAACAUGAGUGUGCAUGCUGGUGAUAUUAUGCGCGCCGACUGYAGUGGUUCCCAUGAUCCAACGCUCAAGGUYACAUGGUUAAGAAUGAAUGGUCUCGUACUAGGCCAUCGCACCAAUGUCAAUAGCAACGGCACAUUGACUAUUACCCAGGUCACAACGUCCGAUAGUGGCGAGUAUGUCUGUGAACUGAGCACCGAUGGCGGGAUUUUUAAGACAGAUGCGGUGCUAAAGCUUAGUGUGGUGACAAGUAAGUGUGAURUUAACAUAAUGGCCCUCUUUUGAAGGAUUGAAGCUGAACUGCUUUUGAUUCCGUCUGU